UCGAGUCAAAACAAAGGAAAAUCAGUGCGAUUAGUCGUCCAUCCAUCAUCGAACUUUGGUGAAAGUCGUCAUUCAACUUUGUGCUGAAAAAUCUUUGCAAAAUCGUGAAUUUCAAUCAUCUGAUUGCCGCAAACCAUGGGUAAGAUCUUCCUCGAUCACAUCGGGGGCCAGAAGCUGUACUCGUGCGCCGCCUGUGAAACCAAUCUGACCAACAAACGGGAACUGAUCAGCACCCGUUUCACGGGGGCCACUGGAAGGGCCUACCUGUUCAAACGAGUAGUCAAUUUGACCUACUCUCCGGUGCAGGACCGAGUCAUGCUGACCGGACGCCACAUGGUCCGGGACGUGAUGUGCAAGAACUGCAAGGCCAAGCUCGGAUGGAUGUACGAAUUUGCCACGGAGGAGUCCCAGAAAUACAAGGAAGGUCGAGUGAUUUUGGAGCACGCUUUGAUCACCGAAUCGGAAGGUUUCCCGGAGGCGUGACCCUUUCUGUUCGACCCUGUCGAAUUCUAGAUGCUAAAAUUAAAUGAUUCAUAAUUACUGAUUAAAUUAUCUUCGUAAUGUAAGUGGCGUGCAACAUAAAAUUAUAUGAUUUUCGAUAUAUAAAUUUAAAAUCAAUUUUGUGUAAAACAUACUACGCAAAAGCAAUUAUACCAUUUCGAUGCAUUAAUAAACGUCGAUAACAUGCAUCGAGUUUGCAACCGCAAUAUUGAACCAUUCAAAAAUGUAGCUUGUAAGCUUUAGCGGCACUCAAUGGGACACAUUCUAUCCUAAAGGAUUUCGAUUCAUACAGCUAAAUAACAAAAUUGAAUACAUUGGCAAAUAAAUUUAAUGCUUAAACAAAA
This is a messenger RNA of Aedes albopictus (Asian tiger mosquito), 845 nucleotides long. It is a transcript of the gene Yippee, whose product is annotated as protein yippee. The record is from RefSeq and is a predicted model, not a curated record. Gene Ontology annotation, cellular component: ubiquitin ligase complex. Lineage: Eukaryota; Metazoa; Arthropoda; Insecta; Diptera; Culicidae. The transcript is spliced from 2 exons. The coding region runs from base 136 to 483 and encodes 115 amino acids.